CCCAGCACCUCUACUUCCACAUCUACCUCUACUUCCACAUCUACCUCCACUAGCACCUCUUCUUCCACAUCUACCUCCACUAGCACCUCUACUUCCACAUCUACCUCCACUAGCACCUCUACGUCCAGCUCUACUUCCACCAGUACCUCUACUUCCACAUCUACCUCCACUAGCACCUCUACUUCCACAUCUACGUCCACUAGCACCUCUUCUUCUACAUCAACCUCCACUACCACCUCUACUUCUACAUCUACCUCCACUAGCACCUCUACCUCCACAUCUACCUCUACUUCCACAUCUACUUCCACAUCUACCUCCACUAGCACCUCUACUUCUACAUCUACCUCUACUUCCACAUCAACCUCCACAUCUACCUCCACUAGCACCUCUACCUCCACAUCUACCUCCACAACCACCUCUACUUCCACAUCUACCUCCACUAGCACCUCUACUUCCACAUCUACCUCCACUAGCACUUCUACUUCCACAUCUACCUCCACUACCACCUCUACUUCCACAUCUACCUCCACUAGCACCUCUACUUCCACAUCUACCUCCACUAGCACCUCUACUUCCACAUCUACCUCCACUAGCACCUCUACUUCCACAUCAACCUCCACUACCACCUCUACUUCCACAUCUACCUCCACUAGCACCUCUACUUCCACAUCUAUUUCCACUAGCACCUCCACUUCCACAUCUACCUCCACUAGCACCUCUACCUCCACAUCUACCUCCACUAGCACCUCUACUUCCACAUCUGCCUCCACUACCACCUCUACUUCCACAUCUACCUCCACUACUACCUCUACUUCCACAUCUACUUCCACUAGCACCUCUACUUCCACAUCUACCUCCACUAGCACCUCUACUUCCACAUCUACCUCCACUAGCACCUCUACUUCCACAUCUACCUCCACUAGUACCUUUACCUCUACAUCUACCUCCACUAGCACCUCUACUUCCACAUCUACCUCCUCUAGCACGCCUACUUCCACAUCAACCACAACACCCUCCCCCGGUGACUGUACAAUUAGUACAUCAGGUGAUACCGUUUCCUUCCAAUCCCCUAAUUACCCAAGUGAUUAUCCAAAUAACCAUGUCUGUACUCUUCCACCGAUAUACAAGCUUGUAGAGACCAUGGUAUGGAAGCGUCGUCGACGCAGACUACCUGUCCCCGGUCAUCCUUGCUCACUUCUCACCUGGCUUCCUCCAGGGCAUUGCUUACAAGUGGACGGUUUCCGCUGGAAACGCAGCCCUUCGACCUUUGAAGCUGGCGAUGAAGUGGUUAUACAGAACCCAUACACACACCCUUUGCAGCUGAACGGGUCCAUCGCCUCGGGCACAGAGUACCGCAUCCCGAGCCUGCUCUUCCUGGCCUCCUUCGUGAGCGACGGAAGCCUCACAAAUUCCGGCUUCUCGCUUUCCUUCCAACUCUCCUCCACUGGGUGCUUCAAGAAUCGGACUGCUCUUGACGCAAAGCAAUCGCAAACCAGUCCCAGAUACUCUCGAGUAAAUGUGAAGGCGGGAACAUACUGUGAAUACAGAAUCUCUACGUCUGAUCCAUCAAAGCGAGUGAGACUCUACUUCAGAGUCUUCAGAGUGUGGAGUCCUAGUUACGUGGCCCUGAACCCUUCCGGUGACGCCUACUAUGACAGCAAUGUGGUUGUCCUGCAGAACACCGUGAGCAUAAGGCAUUACGAGUCCGUCGGGGAUGUCUUCAGGAUUUAUUUCCAUAAUGAAGUCUCAACAGUAGGAUUUAAGUUUUUCUACAGACAAGUGGUGUAAAUAGAAACAAAUGCCUCUCAUAAACCUGAUUUUGACAUAAAGGGCUGUAUUUUGCUGUACGUAUCAAAAUGUCCAAGAAUCUAAAUAUUAUGUUAAAUUAGCCAAUGGUAUAAUAUGUAGAUUAUAUCAUCAAAUUUGUUUGUGACAUUCUCCUGUAUUGAAAACAGAAUAAAGUUCU
Messenger RNA from Penaeus monodon (black tiger shrimp), 1966 nucleotides. Its product is annotated as serine-rich adhesin for platelets-like. The record is from RefSeq and is a predicted model, not a curated record. NCBI's taxonomy places the organism in Eukaryota, Metazoa, Arthropoda, Malacostraca, Decapoda, Penaeidae. The transcript has 6 exons. The annotation marks the transcript as partial.